CGCCCCGCCCUCAUCCGCCGCCCUCAUCCGCCGCCCUGAUUGGUUGGAUGCCGCCCAAUCAGGAGGCCCGGCGACCCGACCCGCGUUUCCGGCUAGCGCACCGGAAGUUGCAGCGAAGUGGUUGCGCCUGCGCAGUACAUCACCGGAGGCGGGCCUCGCAGGUCCGGGAGCGCGGCGGAGACGAUGCCUGAGAUCAGAGUCACGCCCUUGGGGGCCGGCCAGGACGUGGGCCGAAGCUGCAUCCUGGUCUCCAUUGCGGGCAAGAAUGUCAUGCUGGACUGUGGAAUGCACAUGGGCUUCAAUGACGACCGACGCUUCCCUGACUUCUCCUACAUCACCCAGAACGGCCGCCUAACAGACUUCCUGGACUGCGUGAUCAUUAGCCACUUCCACCUGGACCACUGCGGGGCACUCCCCUACUUCAGCGAGAUGGUGGGCUACGACGGGCCCAUCUACAUGACUCACCCCACCCAGGCCAUCUGCCCCAUCUUGCUGGAGGACUACCGCAAGAUCGCCGUAGACAAGAAGGGCGAGGCCAACUUCUUCACCUCCCAGAUGAUCAAAGACUGCAUGAAGAAGGUGGUGGCUGUCCACCUCCACCAGACGGUCCAGGUAGAUGAUGAGCUGGAGAUCAAGGCCUACUAUGCAGGCCACGUGCUGGGGGCAGCCAUGUUCCAGAUUAAAGUGGGCUCAGAGUCUGUGGUCUACACGGGUGAUUAUAACAUGACCCCAGACCGACACUUAGGAGCUGCCUGGAUUGACAAGUGCCGCCCCAACCUGCUCAUCACAGAGUCCACGUACGCCACGACCAUCCGUGACUCCAAGCGCUGCCGGGAGCGAGACUUCCUGAAGAAAGUCCACGAGACCGUGGAGCGUGGUGGGAAGGUGCUGAUACCUGUGUUCGCGCUGGGCCGCGCCCAGGAGCUCUGCAUCCUCCUGGAGACCUUCUGGGAGCGCAUGAACCUGAAGGUGCCCAUCUACUUCUCCACGGGGCUGACCGAGAAGGCCAACCACUACUACAAGCUGUUCAUCCCCUGGACCAACCAGAAGAUCCGCAAGACUUUCGUGCAGAGGAACAUGUUUGAGUUCAAGCACAUCAAGGCCUUCGACCGGGCUUUUGCUGACAACCCAGGACCGAUGGUUGUGUUUGCCACGCCAGGAAUGCUGCACGCUGGGCAGUCCCUGCAGAUCUUCCGGAAAUGGGCCGGAAACGAAAAGAACAUGGUCAUCAUGCCCGGCUACUGCGUGCAGGGCACCGUCGGCCACAAGAUCCUCAGCGGGCAGCGGAAGCUCGAGAUGGAGGGGCGGCAGGUGCUGGAGGUCAAGAUGCAGGUGGAGUACAUGUCAUUUAGCGCACACGCGGACGCCAAGGGCAUCAUGCAGCUGGUGGGCCAGGCAGAGCCAGAGAGCGUGCUGCUGGUGCAUGGCGAGGCCAAGAAGAUGGAGUUCCUGAAGCAGAAGAUCGAGCAGGAGCUCCGGGUCAGCUGCUACAUGCCGGCCAAUGGCGAGACGGUGACGCUGCCCACAAGCCCCAGCAUCCCUGUAGGCAUCUCGCUGGGGCUGCUGAAGCGGGAGAUGGCGCAGGGGCUGCUCCCUGACGCCAAGAAGCCUCGGCUCCUGCACGGCACCCUGAUCAUGAAGGACAGCAACUUCCGGCUGGUGUCCUCAGAGCAAGCCCUCAAAGAGCUGGGUCUGGCUGAGCACCAGCUGCGCUUCACCUGCCGCGUGCACCUGCAUGACACACGCAAGGAGCAGGAGACGGCAUUGCGCGUCUACAGCCACCUCAAGAGCAUCCUGAAGGACCACUGUGUGCAGCACCUCCCAGACGGCUCUGUGACAGUGGAGUCCAUCCUCAUCCAGGCAGCCGCCCCUUCUGAGGACCCAGGCACCAAGGUGCUGCUGGUCUCCUGGACCUACCAGGAUGAGGAGCUGGGGAGCUUCCUCACGUCUCUGCUGAAGAAGGGCCUCCCCCAGGCCCCCAGCUGAGGCCGGCAACUCACCCAGCCACCACCUCUGCCCUCUCCCAGCUGGACAGACCUGGGCCUGCACUUCAGGACUGUGGGUGCCGUGGGUGAACAGACCCUGCAGGUCCCAUCCCUGGGGACAGAGGCCUUGUGUCACGUGCCUGCCCAGGCAGCUGUUUCCAGCUGAAGAAACAAACUGGUGUCCAGGCUGUCUUGCCUUUAUUCCUGGUUAGGGCAGGUGGUCCUAGACAGCAGUUUCCAGUAAAAGCUGAACAAAAGA
This is a messenger RNA of Gorilla gorilla gorilla (western lowland gorilla), 2244 nucleotides long. RefSeq names its product integrator complex subunit 11 (gene INTS11). Gene Ontology annotation, biological process: snRNA processing. Gene Ontology annotation, cellular component: nucleus. Lineage: Eukaryota; Metazoa; Chordata; Mammalia; Primates; Hominidae. Bases 184 to 1986 code for a protein of 600 amino acids. The transcript has 17 exons. Gene Ontology annotation, molecular function: RNA endonuclease activity. The record is from RefSeq and is a predicted model, not a curated record.